AUGCAGAUCAUGCAGGAACUUAGGAGACAACAUGGGGCUGAGCUACAGCAAGCCAAGCUGGAACAAGCUCCGCUGCAGGAACGUGAGUCGCAUGACAGGAAGGCCCUAGAGGACCUUCAGGCUCAACAUGCUAAGCUCAAGAAAGCCCUGCAGGAGAAGGAUGGGCAGCACCAGUUGGCAUUGGAGGAACUUAGGAGACAACAUGGGGCUGAGCUACAGCAAGCCAAGCUGGAACAAGCUCCGCUGCAGGAACGUGAGUCGCAUGACAGGAAGGCCCUAGAGGACCUUCAGGCUCAACAUGCUGAGCUCAAGAAAGCCCUGCAGGAGAAGGAUGGGCAGCAUCAGUUGGCUUUGGAGGAGCUAAAGAAACAACAUAGUGCUGAGCUACAGCAAGCACAGCGGGAACAAGCUCCGCUGCAGGAAGGCGAGUCACAUGACGGGAAGGCCCAAGAGGACCUUCAGGCUCAACAUGCUAAGCUCAAGAAAGCCCUGCAGGAGAAGGAUGGGCAGCAUCAGUUAGCUCUGGAGGAGCUAAACAAACAACAUAGUGCUGAGCUACAGCAAGCCCAGCGGGAACAAGCUCCACUCCAGGCAGUUUGUAUGGUACUGCGUGAAAGACCUUCAGGCUCAACAUGCUGA
This is a messenger RNA of Durusdinium trenchii, 639 nucleotides long. The record is from the annotation of a GenBank genome assembly. NCBI's taxonomy places the organism in Eukaryota, Dinophyceae, Suessiales, Symbiodiniaceae.